Molecule: messenger RNA, 1248 nt
Organism: Humulus lupulus (European hop)
Lineage: Eukaryota; Viridiplantae; Streptophyta; Magnoliopsida; Rosales; Cannabaceae
Exons: 4
Coding region: 1-1248 (415 amino acids)
Source: RefSeq, a predicted model, not a curated record
AUGGAAAACAUCAAAUUGAACACAUUUUUUUAUUUAAAGAAGAACAUCAAAGAUCGAAUAAGUUUCCGUGUUCGAUUAAUUGCUUCAUUUGAUUGUAUUCGCUUUCUUGGACGACAAGGUCUUGCAUUUCGUGGUCAUGAUGAGUCCCAAGAGUCUAAUAAUCAAGGUAACUUUCUCGAACUUCUAACGUUUCUUGCUAAUCAUAACGAGGAAGUUAGAGCUGUUGCUUUAAAAAAUGCUCCUGAGAAUCUUAAACUGACUUCGCCAAAGAUUCAGAAGGACAUUGAACAAAUGGUCGUAAUGUUUCGUUAUGUGGAUAAGAGAGGGUGUGUGAUUGAGCGAUUCAUCGGUAUUGAACAUGUUCCUAAUACCACUGCGAUCUCACUUAAGAUAGCAAUUGAUAAGUUGUUUUCAAAGCAUGGGUUGAGCAUAUCCAAAUUACGAGGUCAAGGGUAUGAUGGAGCUAGUAACAUGAGUGGAGAGUUUAAUGGUUUUAAAAAUAUUAUCAUGAAAGAGAAUGAAUGUGCUUUUUUUGUCCAUUUUUUUGCUCAGCAACUACAAUUAGCACUCUUGGGUGAGGCAAAGAAACAUGAUUUAAUAGGUACUUUUCUCACUGUAGUGUCUAAUGUGGUGAAUGUUGUUGGAGCCUCAUCUAAGCGUCGUGACAUUCUCCGGGAAAAACAAUCUCUCAAAGUCAUCAAAGUCUUAAAAGGUGGAGAACUUUUGAGUGGAAGAGGCCAAAAUCAAGAAAGUGGAAUUAAGCGUUCAUGUGAUACACGUUGGGGAUCACACUUUGGUACUUUGGUAAGCUUUAUUAUCAUGUUUUCAUCUAUUAUUGAUGUGCUUGAGGAAAUUACAAAUGAUAGAUUGAAUAGCGAGCAAAAAUAUGAAGCAUCUAUUAUGUUACAAAUAGUGCAAACAUAUGAUUUUGUCUUUAGCUUGCAUUGGGUGAAGAAUAUUCUUGGAAUCACAAAUGAGUUGUCACAAGUCUUACAAAAAGGUGAUCAAGAUAUUUUCAAUAUUGAUGUUCUUGAUAUGAAUCAUAUGUAUUGUCCUCAAGGGAAAUCACGGCGCAAGGCUCCAAAGCUUACAAAGUUUCACUAUUUUCGUGUUGAUUUUUUCAAUACAGUGAUAGAUUUACAGCUACAAGAGCUAAAUAGUCGUUUUAAUGAGGCUAAUACUGAGUUGCUACUUUUUUUAGCGUACUUAUCUCCAGCUAAUUCAUUUUUAGCAUUUCACAAGGAAUAG